This is a messenger RNA of Amphibalanus amphitrite, 4561 nucleotides long. RefSeq lists its product as uncharacterized. Gene Ontology annotation, biological process: DNA integration. Bases 1 to 4335 code for a protein of 1444 amino acids. Lineage: Eukaryota; Metazoa; Arthropoda; Thecostraca; Balanomorpha; Balanidae. The record is from RefSeq and is a predicted model, not a curated record. Gene Ontology annotation, molecular function: nucleic acid binding. The transcript has 4 exons.
AUGGCGGGCGGCGAUGAGGCGCAGUCGGCCGCCGCCGCCGAGAAGCCGUCUGAGAUGGAGCUGCUUCGGGGCAUGCUGCAGCAGCAAUUGGAGCUGGCUGCAGCGGCAGCGCGACGUGAGGAGCGGAUGGCCGCGCUGAUGGAGCGGAUGCUUCCCGGCCCGACGGCCGUGCAGGACGCCACGGCACCCGCCCAGCGGGCCGCCCUGCUCGCCGUUCUCGACGACGACUGGGCCCGCGUUGUUCGGUUCGGCCUGCCCAUCCCCGCCGAGGCGUCCAUGGCCGAUGUAAUCACCGCCAUGCACGCCCACCUUCGGCGGCAGCGGAACGUGGUGAUCGACCGCUGCGAGUUUAACAUGCGGAUGCAGGAGCCAGGCGAGUCAGUGGACGAUUUUAUCUGCGCCCUGAAGGAGAUAGCGUCCUGCUGUGAUUUUUGCCCUAACUGCACCGAUGAUCGGUUCCGAGACCAUCUGGUGGUGGGCACCAGUGAUGACGAGGCUAGACGCCGCAUGCUGGAGCUGCCCGAUCUGACCUUCCAGAUGGCCGCCGACCUGUGCCGGGCGUCUGAGAGCGCCCGUCUCAACAGCUCGGCGAUCCGUGGCCCGGGCGAGCCGUCUCUGCGCCGUCUCUCCGAGUACCGGCGACAGCGCGGUCGGCCGAGCGGCGCGGACUCGCGCCCGGCCGACCAGACCCGGCGGUGUGACCGCUGCGGUGCCGCGCAGCACACGGACGGUCGUGCCUGCCCCGCCCUGGGUCGCACCUGCCACCGAUGCCACGAACGGGACCACUUUUCCUCGGUCUGCCGGCGUGCCGCGGGCACUGAUGAGCGGCACCGGCAGACGCCUAGUUCCGAGCGCAGCCACCAGGGCCAGGACUGGCGCCACCGUAGCGCGAGCAACCGCCGCCAGGGGAGGGGCCGGCGCCACCGUAGCGCAAGCAGCCGCCGCCGUGGCAACAGCACGGCUGCCGACGCGUCGCACCGGCAGGUUUUGGUGCUGGCAGCGAAUACAACCACGAGAGACAAGGGGAACCGGCAGCAGUCAGCGCCGCCGGCAGCCCGGACGCCGGGCGCGCGCCUCAACAGUGUGACGGCCCACCGGUCGCCGCAAAUCCGGCUACAGCUGCACCUGCCAAACGGAGUCAGGCGGUCGACCGUAUGGACGCCCGACACCGGCGCCGAAAUAUCAGCCCUCUCACUGCAACAAGCCGAGUCCAUGGGAGUGAGCAGAGCGGACCUCACGCCCUCCACGGCUGUGCUGUGGGCCGCCGACAGCCGCCGGCUGGACUGUGUGGGCACGUGCGCCCUCACCCUGCAGCUCGGUGACGUCAUACAGACCGUGCAGGUGUCCGUUCUGCGAGCACUGCACUCACCACUGCUGUCGUGGCACGAUUGUAUCGGCCUGGGAAUUCUGCCGGCGAGCUUCCCGCGGCAGAUUUGUCAGCGCGGCUCGGCAGCCGAGACUGGGACGGACGGUGGGGCACCGGAGCCGCCGCCGCCCGACUUCGACGCACUGAAAGCCGAGUUCCCGAGGGUCUUCGAUACGAAGUCGACCCUGCGGAAGAUGACGGGGGAGCCGAUGAAGAUCGAGCUGACGGACGACGCCGUCCCUCACGCUGUGACCACCGCCCGGAAUAUCCCGUUCUGUUGGCGAGAGGACGUGCGACUGCAACUCGACGAGCUGAUGGAAAAGGACAUCAUCGAGCCGGUGGAGCACCCCACAGACUGGUGUCAUCCGAUCGUUCCUGUUGCUAAGCGGUCGUCAGACGGCACAGUGUCCGGCUGCCGGCUGACCGUGGACUUCACGAAACUGAACCGGUUCGUGAAGCGACCGACUUACCCGGUCCGCUCGCCUCAAGAUGCAGUGGCCUCCGUCUCACCCGGCGCUGCAUACUUCACCAAGCUGGACAGCAAGGCGGGGUACCACCAGGUCCCGAUCCGGCCCGAAGACAGAGACCUGACGUGUUUCAUCACGCCGUGGGGCCGCUACCGGUACCUGAGGGCUCCAAUGGGAAUCGUCAGCUCUGGCGACGUGUACAACCAGCGCGGUGACGCCGCGCUCGGCGACAUCCCGCGCACGUGUAAGGUCGUGGACGACGUCCUGGCCUAUGAUGCUGACUACGCCGCCCACCUGCAGCACGUGCGGCAGAUCCUGAAGAGAUGUGACCAGCACGGCAUCACACUCAACCCGGACAAAUGUCAGUUCGCGGAAGAUGAAGUGGAAUUCUGCGGCUUCCGCAUCAAUUCAGCUGGCUACACCGCCGACGGCAAGAAAGUUCGUGCCAUCCAGGCCUUCCCCAGGCCCGGCAACAUCACCGACCUAGGGUCGUUCCUCGGCCUGCUGCUGCGGCCGCGGAACGCGUGGCUGUGGACGCCAGCGCACGAGCAGGCGUUCAGCGCGGUGAAGAUGGCACUCACGUCGCCUCCCGUGCUCGACUUCUUCGACCCUCGCCGCCGCACAGUCCUUGAGACUGAUGCCGCUCGCUCCGGCGGCCUGGGCUACUGCCUGCUGCAGCAAGACGCCGCAGGCCGGUGGCGACUGAUCCAGUGCGGCUCACGCUUCCUAUCGGACGCCGAGUCGCGGUACGCCGUGAUCGAGCUGGAGCUGCUGGCCCUGGCCUGGGCCUGCAAGAAAUGCAGCAUCUAUCUCAGCGGGAUGCAGCGGUUUGAAGUCCUGACCGAUCACCGGCCGCUCAUCCCGAUCCUCAACAGUAAGAGCCUCGCGGAGAUCGAAAAUCCGCGGCUCCAGCGGCUACGAGAACGGCUGGCGCCGUUCAACCUGCUCGCCACCUGGCGGCAAGGCAAGCUGCACGCCAUCCCGGACGCGCUGUCGCGCGCGCCGGUGGAUGACCCGGCGCCUGAGGACGAGGAAGCCGAGAGGGACGCCAGCCAUCAACUCGCCAGCGUGCUCUCACGGCUGGCCACCGACGGGGCGGACGACGGUCCGAGCCCGUUCAAAGACGCGGCGCUGACAGAAGUGCGCGCCGCCGCCGCCGCCGAUCCGGAGCUCAUCGCACUCACCGAUCUGAUCCUGAGUGGAUUUCCCGAGCACCGGUCACAGCUGGACCCGCGCCUCCGACCGUACUGGGGAGUUCGGGACCGGCUGGCCGUGGACGACGGCCUGGUGGUGUGCGGCCAGCGGCUCGUGAUACCGCCCAGUCUGCGGCGCGCCACGCUCGAGCGCCUGCACGCCAGUCACCAGGGCGUCGAGCGCACCAAACGCCGCGCGCGGCAGGUAGUCUACUGGCCGUUCCUGGACAGUGACAUUGCGAACCAUGUCGGUGCGUGCCCGGCCUGCCAGCGGUACCUGCCCAGUCAGCAGAAGGAGCCGCUGAUGCCGGAAAAGACGCCGUCACGUGUGUUUGAGGCUGUCUCCGCUGACUACUUCGCCUGGGCCGGCCGCACGUUCCUGGUGUACGCGGACCGGCUGUCCGGGUGGCCGUUUGUGUCGCACGUGGCCGGCGAGGCGACUGCCAGAGACCUGGUCCGCAGCCUGCGCCAGAUGUUCGCGGCCACCGGCGUGCCCACCACCCUCCGGACAGACGGUGGACCCCAGUUCACCGCCCGGCUCACCCGAGAGUUUCUGCGCCGCUGGGGAGUGGAGCACCAGAUCUCCACGCCGCACUACCCGCAAUCAAACGGACACGCUGAGGCGGCGGUCAAGGCCGCCAAACGGCUCAUCCAGAAGGCGACCAGCAGCGGUGAGCUCGACACGGACGCCUACGCGCAGGGGCUGCUGGAACUGCGCAACACGCCGCGCGCCGACGGCCGCUCGCCGGCUCAGGUGCUGUUCGGCCACCCGCUGAGAUCGGCAGUGCCGGCGCACCACCGGGCCUUCGCUGACUGCUGGCAGCGGGCGGCGGACGACUGUGACGCCCGGGCCGCGGCGCAGCAACAGAAAACAGCCGAGCGGUACGACGCGACAGCCCGACAGCACAGCGCGCUCACCAUGGGUCAGCGCGUGCUCGUCCAAGACCCGCGGUCGGGGCUGUGGGACCGCGUCGGCGUCAUCACGGCAGUCGGACAGCGGCGCGACUACCUGGUCCGGCUGCCCAGUGGCCGAGUCUACUGGCGGAACCGGCGCUAUCUGCGACCCCAGAGAUCUCUCAUCUCGGAGGGCGCCGCCACACCUGCACCCGGGCGCCGGCAGCAGCCCGCUCCGAGCUCGGCACCCGACGGCACGGAGGAGACCGCCGCCGCUGCGCCGGCGGGCGGACAGCCGGCACCACCGGUGCUGCGGAACAGCGCCGACGACCCCAGCUCAGUGCGCCGUGGGACGCGCCGCCGUCGCCGUCCGGCCCGACUGACCGUGCGCUGGGCGGACCAGACGUACGACUGAGUUCGUGCGUCCACACCGUGUGUGGUGUACAUUUUUGUUUUCUGUGUUAGACGCAAUGCGUAUCUUGUACCGACGCAUGCGUCUUGAGGGGGGGUGUUGUGUUGGGGCAUGUUUUCCCUCCAUUUUCCCUUUUUCCCUUCAUUUGGACUCACCCCCCGGUCAUAUGGAAACACGCAGAAAAUAAACAGUUCCAUGGUCGCCGCCAUCAUGUUUCGGUCGCCCAGUG